AUGUCCGCCAUCAACCCUGCAUCUUUCGUCACCCCUCCAACUGCUGGUCUCCCAAGCCCAAACCCGUUGGGUUAUGCGCAAGAUACCCAGAACGACCGUCCCCACCAGCGCGACCUUAGAGCAUAUGGACAUGCUCGUGAUGGUCUAGAUGCCGGCCGCGAUGGCGCUGGCAACCAAAUGGGCCUGUUGCGUAAUGGAUACGGAGAGUCGUACCAGCAACAAUUCGGUCAUUCUCGCCAACCUGAAGCUGGCCUAGGUGGCCUCGGAUCAGUUGAUGCUUUCACGUAUCAGCAAGGCGCCUACAGUCCUCUGGAGUCAGGAUACAACGAUUAUGUUGCGUCCCCGGGAGGUAAUCCUGGCUCCUCCCGCAUGAAUCCCGCACAAGGUGAAUGGGCAAGUCGUUUCCAGGGCCUGUCGCUCAACUCCUGA
This is a messenger RNA of Aspergillus calidoustus, 429 nucleotides long. NCBI's taxonomy places the organism in Eukaryota, Fungi, Ascomycota, Eurotiomycetes, Eurotiales, Aspergillaceae. The record is from the annotation of a GenBank genome assembly.